Messenger RNA from Neltuma alba, 1542 nucleotides. RefSeq names its product pentatricopeptide repeat-containing protein At2g17033-like. NCBI's taxonomy places the organism in Eukaryota, Viridiplantae, Streptophyta, Magnoliopsida, Fabales, Fabaceae. The transcript is spliced from 3 exons. Gene Ontology annotation, molecular function: protein binding. The coding region runs from base 113 to 1240 and encodes 375 amino acids. The record is from RefSeq and is a predicted model, not a curated record.
UGGAGCCGAGCAAAAAGAAAGCGAGGCUGGGAGAAGAAAGCGAAAUAGAGGCAGCACGGAGGACUCAACAUUCGACUCCGGAGAAACCCGAACUGGUCUGUGUAAGGAGGACAUGAUUUUAUACUAUCUUACGUUGAAGAUGAUGAUGAGUACUGUCCAACUAUGGUGGAUCCAAGGACCAAAGCUUGGAGUUAUGGUGGAAUGUGCGCUAACAAAACUAGGUCAGCAUUUUCUAAAGAAGGUGGUGACAUCUGGAGACCCCUCGACCACAAAAAACUUGAUCCGGAGAUUCGUGCAAAGUUCAGCUAAAUCAGUGUCUCUCAGCACUCUUUGCCAUCUCCUCUCUCCUUCUACAGUUCAACCCCAUCUCUCCUCAGUUGCCUUCCCGCUUUAUGCAAGAAUUGCGGAAGCACCUUGGUACAGUUGGAACCCUAAGAUUGUAGAUGAGCUUGCUACUUUGCUGGAUAAACAGGAACAAUAUUCAGCCUGGGAAACUCUAAUUUCGGGAGCCACUUCCAAAUUAGAGUCUGGCUCUCGAAAUCUGGCUCUUUUCUAUUGUAAAUUGUUGGAUUGUAACUCCAAGCAAAAUUCAGAAAGAGGGUUUGAGAUUGCUUACUCGUACCUAAGCCAGCUUCUUCAUAGUUCAUCAUCCUUUACUUACAUAAAACGUCGUGUUUAUGAGUAUAUGGUCAGUGGUUUAUGUUCAAUGGAUAGGCCUUGUGAGGCAGAGAAUUUGGUUGGGAAUAUGAGAAUCAAAGCACUUGAACCUUCAGCGUUUGAAUUCAAGUCUAUCAUGUGUGGUUAUGGGAGAUUGGGAUUAUUCCAAGACUUGGAGAGACUUUUGGUUCAAAUGGAAAAAGAAGGGUUUGUCAUUUAUACAGUUUGUUCAAACAUGGUUCUCUCAGCGUACGGAAUGCACGGUGAGCUAACAAAGAUGGUUUCAUGGCUUCAAAGGAUGAGGAAUUCAUCGAUUCCGUUCUCAAAAAGGACGUAUGAUUCUGUUUUGAAUUCAUGUCCUGUUCUCAUGAGAAAAUUGGUGGACUUAAAUGGCUUCCCAUUGUCAAUUGAAGAGUUGAAUGCUAGUUUGGAAGGAGCUGAAGCUAUAGUGAUUCAAGAGCUAAUCGAGUCAACCGAGAUUCUAGAAGAGGUCAUGGUUUGGGACUCUAAGCAGGCAAAGCUGGAUUUACAUGGACUGCAUUUGGGUUCAUCCUAUCUGAUUAUGUUACUUUGGUUGCAAUAAAUGCGACGAAGGCUGAACGAUUCAACUUACGCGAUUCCUGCAGAAAUUGUCGUGGUGUGUGGUUUAGGGAAGCAUAGCAAUCUCAGGGGACGAUCGCCUGUGAAAACGUUGGUGAAAGAGAUGAUGGUGAAGAUGAAAAGUCCUCUGAGAAUUGAUGAUAGGAAGAACAGUGGUUGUUUUGUUGCUAAAGGUAAAGCUAUGAGAGAUUGGUUGUGUUUGGGACACGAAUUAAACAAAUAGAAUAUGCAAGAUCAUAAUGGGGCCAUCGUUGCCUAACCGUUAGUUAACCAUGCUCGCUCCUA